Messenger RNA from Dioscorea cayenensis subsp. rotundata (Guinea yam), 768 nucleotides. RefSeq names its product RING-H2 finger protein ATL2-like. Lineage: Eukaryota; Viridiplantae; Streptophyta; Magnoliopsida; Dioscoreales; Dioscoreaceae. The record is from RefSeq and is a predicted model, not a curated record. Bases 36 to 578 code for a protein of 180 amino acids. The transcript has a single exon.
ACAAAACUAAAUCAAUCCAACAAAGCAAUAUAUCAAUGGCAACAAUAGUAGGUUACAGACCAACCCAGUAUUACAUCCCAGCUGGUUAUUAUCAUCAAAAUGGCAGCAAUACUUCUCAUGCACCAAAGAUUUUGGUCUAUAUAGUCCUCUGUUUCUUCUUCAUCGUCUUCUUUAUCAUACUCUGGUGUGCCGGUUGCUGUAUGCGUCGCCCCAACCGUUGCCACCGUAAUAUCACCUCAUCUACAUCUGUCACCACCUCUACAACCAGUAUUAACAAUAAUACUACUAGUACUAGUACAACUACUAGCAGUAGUAAUGUUGUUAUUAUUGAGAUUGAUGUGAAGAGAGUUGUUGAAUCAAUACCAGUGUUUGUGUAUUCAGAGAAGAUAAUGGAGAAGCUUGAGUGUGUGAUUUGUUUGUGUGAGUUUAAAGAUGGACAGCAAGGAAGGAGACUUCCAAAGUGCAACCAUAAGUUUCACUUGAGUUGCAUUGAUAAGUGGUUGUUCUCUCAUUCUACCUGUCCUAUUUGCCGCACUAAUCCUGCUGCUGCUUCAUCUUCUUCAGUGCCACCUGUUUAAUCUUCAAUUAUAUAUAUAUAUAUAUAUAUAUAAUAUGGUUGGAAAGUGGGAAUGGUGCGCUGCUUAGCGUCAGCGGCUUUUUAUUGUUUGCAUGCAUGUGAUGGUAAUUAUGAAGUGAUUGAUUUUUUUUUUUUUUUAAUGAGUAUCAUCAAGUGAUAUUAAUUUGAUGUAAAAAUCAGAAAAAGAAGUA